AUGAAAAAACGUAAAAAUAAUUCAAAAGUACAAGUUUUAGAAAGAUCAUUUAGAAGAAAAGGAAAAAUUAAAACAAUCUACGAAAAACAUGAUGAUUUAGAAUUUAUAAAUAUAAUUGAUAAAAAUAUAAAUUAUAUAUGGAAUUAUAUUAAUAAUAUUGAUGAUAUAGUAAAUGAUGAUGAAUUUUUAAAAGAAGAAAUAAAAGAAAAGAUAGAGAAAAAAAAAAAUGUUAAGCAAAUAGAUGAUUAUGAUGAAAUAAUUUAUUACAAUAAAAAUUUGAGUAAUCAAAUUAACAUACAAAAAAUAAGAAAAGCCUUAUAUCAUUUUAAUAUUAAAGUAAAUAUAGAUGACAUUAUAAAAAUGUUUUUAUAUUAUACCAAUAAUGAUUAUUUUAAAAAAAUUAUUAAAAAUGAUAUAUAUUCAAAUGAUUAUAUUGAAAAAAAAAAGGAUGACAAAAAAUUUAAUUCGUUAAAUAUAAAUAAUUUAUAUAUAAAUUAUGAAAUGUUUAAAUAUAUUUUUUUACACAUUGAUUUAAAUAUUGAGAGUAACGGCAAAAUUUGGUAA
Molecule: messenger RNA, 564 nt
Organism: Plasmodium gallinaceum
Lineage: Eukaryota; Apicomplexa; Aconoidasida; Haemosporida; Plasmodiidae
Product: conserved Plasmodium protein, unknown function
Exons: 1
Coding region: 1-564 (187 amino acids)
Source: RefSeq, a predicted model, not a curated record